AAAGGCUGGUCAGGUUGAGUACUUUGACUCCAUCAUAAGGUUACAGUCAUGUUACAAAGUAACCGGAUACGUUUGCACCAAGGCACGUGAUUUUAUGGCUACUGUCAACCAUUCUGCAUCGCUCAUCAUUGGUAAAAAGGCACGCUUCAUACCCAUUGAAGGUCAAGAAAUACCUAAAUUCUGCUUUGGUUUUGCGCGCUAUGAGAUGCUUCAAAACAGAAUUAAGAACAACAAAGUUCUAACAGAUUACAUUGGUCGUGUUGACAAGAAUUACUUACAGCCAACUACAACAAACAAGAUUUUGAGAAAGGUCGCCAUGACAGAUGAAUGGAAAAACAAAGUUGAAAUUACUCUCUGGCCAGAAAUGAUGCAUCUCAUUGGGGACGAAGUUGUAGUGGGAGACAUAGUGGCAAUCAUGUGCGCACAAAUCUCUAAACACAAUGGUCGGUUUCAAUUAGAGUCAACACACCUAGCCACUGUUGUUGUUAACCCAGAAUGCCCACACAUCGCUGAUAAGAUAGCCAGGUUGAAAGCUCUUCCACCCCUAGACGAAGCAGAUAACAACGAUCCACUAAUCACACUACAAGAACUGAAAUCACCAACUAGCCGAAAGCAUGAGGGAGUAACCCGCUUCAGGUGUCGUUCAUGGAUGGAAAGCAUCGAUAUAAAUCGUCGUUGGUACUACGUCUAUUGCUCAACGUGCGAUGAGAAAGUAUAUCCGGAAGAAGACGGAGAACUUCACUUCGUUUGCAAAGAUUGUGAGGAUGUCACGCCAAUAUUCAAGUAUAGUGUUAACGCCAUUAUUAACGACUCCACCAAACCCAUAGAGGUCGUUUUCUUCAACGAAGGAAUGGAAGCACUUUUGAAGAUAACCUGCAAAGACCUCAUAACAAAGCAUGGUUGCACUGAUCCCAAAAAGCUGCCCCAACAAAUGGCAUUAAUGAUAGGCAAGUCAAAGAUCAUGCACCUAUCACUCAGAAAGGAAAACAAUGUGGUGGUAACAAAUGUCUCGGAAUCAGAGACAACUGUCCAAGUCGAUUCACCGGCUCAACAUGUCGCGUCCUCAGCCUUGCCUCCAGCAACGCCGAAUCUGAAGGCCAACAAGUUCAAACGUCCGCAUGCUGAGUCAGGAGAAUCAACUCAGUGCGCCAAAAAAACGCACGAGGACUGAUUUACCAACAGCAAGCAUUUUGAUCAGCUGCACAUAAUGAAGACUAGGCAGCCAGAAGCAUAACCAAGUCAUUGCCUUAAUGAAGCCUAUACACAACUUUUGUACAACUUAUCCACAUAACACACUAGGUGUUAGUAUGCUAAGUUAUAGACAACUCUAAACUGUUUUGUAACACACUAGGUGUUAGUAUGCUAAGUUGUAGAUAACUCUAAACUGUUUUGUACAUCUUUGAUAUG
This is a messenger RNA of Helianthus annuus (common sunflower), 1407 nucleotides long. RefSeq names its product replication protein A 70 kDa DNA-binding subunit-like. The transcript is spliced from 8 exons. Bases 95 to 1171 code for a protein of 358 amino acids. The record is from RefSeq and is a predicted model, not a curated record. NCBI's taxonomy places the organism in Eukaryota, Viridiplantae, Streptophyta, Magnoliopsida, Asterales, Asteraceae.